Molecule: messenger RNA, 741 nt
Organism: Trichobilharzia regenti
Lineage: Eukaryota; Metazoa; Platyhelminthes; Trematoda; Strigeidida; Schistosomatidae
Source: the annotation of a GenBank genome assembly
AUGGUACAUCUUAAAAAUGGUGAUCCAGAACCUUCAAUUGAUCCUAGCAAGUAUACACUGUUCGCCUAUCGAUUUUGUCCAUUUUGUGAACGUGUCAGAUUGACACUGAAUUUUCAUAAAAUUGAUUAUGAUUUAAUUCUAGUUUCAUUGAAUGAUAAACCGGACUGGUUGCUGAAGUAUUCACCACAGGGUAAAGUUCCCCUGCUUAUUAAUCAAGGUGAUAAACUGUUGGAAUCGGAUUUAAUUAUGCGAUUUGUUGAUGAAUUACGUGGAGAAAAAUCUGCUCUGAUGUCAGUCUGUGGUCCAGAAGUUUUCCAACAAGCCGCUGAUUUGGCUAGAAAGUUUUUCAGUCCUGGACAUGUAAUAUUGUUUGAUAAAACUUUCAGUGAUUCAGAUGUGACACGAUUUCGUGAAGUAUGCUCUGAACUAGAUCAAUCGAUAAAGAAUAAAUACUUUGCAGGUGAUCAAUUAAGUCUAGCCGAUCUAGUUCUGUUCCCUUUGAUUGAUCAUUUCGAAGCUAUUUUAGGUGUUAUACAUGGCACUGAGCCAGAGAAAGUUCAUGAAUUCAAAUUAAAUGAAUCUGGUAGUGGUGAUGAGGCGGCGGCUUGGCCAUGUUUAGUGAAAUAUUUGAAUACCCUUAGACAAGAAUCCUUCAUUGCUGAUAGCCGUAAAACAAGUCAAUUGUUGGCAAAAUAUGCUGCCACCAGACGAUCAGGAUGUCCAAAUCCUGAGAUCAACUAA